AUGCGACCAGUAUGUAGGCAGUGCGAAAAGGAGCAUGGAGGUAGACCUUGUCAGCUUACAGGCGUUAUCUGUUUUUCUUGUGGUCAGCCUGGACAUAUGGCUAAGGACUGUCCAAAGAAGCCAGUACAAGGAAUAGAUAGGUCGCGACAGCAAGGACGUGUGUUUGCUAUGACUGCUGAUGACGCAAUGAAAUCAGACUCCCUAAUUCAAGGUCAGUGUUAUGUCAAAUCUCGACUCUUAACUGUACUGUAUGACUCUGGUGCAUCACAUUCAUUUAUUUCUGAGACUCUUGCGCAUGAGUUGGGAUUAGAUUUCACCAUGUUAGAUUAUAAUCUAAUUGUUCGUACACCCACAUCUCAAAAUGCCUUGAGUAGUCAAGUAUGUCAACAGGUGCCUUUUGUUAUUGAGGCUAGGACUUUUAUACAUGACCUGGUUUGUUUGCCUUUGUGUGGUUCGGAUAUUAUCUUAGGUCUAGAUUGGUUGUCCAAGCAUCAUGUUUUCCUUGAUUGUUUUAAACGAAUUGCUACAUUUCCAUCAUCUGAAAUGCACACUGAACCAGUUGAGUCUUGUACUUUCUAUUUAUAUUCCCUAAGAGUUAUUUCUAGUAAUAGUGGGUUAGAGGGUUACGUUCUACUAUCGGCUAGCUCAGAAGCUAAUGAACAAGACUUGGAGCAAAUCCGAGUGGUGAAGGAGUUUUGA
This is a messenger RNA of Arachis ipaensis, 699 nucleotides long. RefSeq lists its product as uncharacterized. The record is from RefSeq and is a predicted model, not a curated record. Gene Ontology annotation, molecular function: nucleic acid binding; zinc ion binding. Lineage: Eukaryota; Viridiplantae; Streptophyta; Magnoliopsida; Fabales; Fabaceae.